Magnolia sinica is the source of this 2765-nucleotide messenger RNA. Its product is annotated as IRK-interacting protein-like. Lineage: Eukaryota; Viridiplantae; Streptophyta; Magnoliopsida; Magnoliales; Magnoliaceae. The transcript has 2 exons. Bases 371 to 2131 code for a protein of 586 amino acids. The record is from RefSeq and is a predicted model, not a curated record.
GUAUUUUAGUAAUUUCGGACCCUCGUGCUUGUUGAGUAGUAAAAACUCCACUCCCGACUCUCCCUCGCUCCCUCUCUCACACAUGCUUUUACAUUCCUUCGAACAAAGACAAAACAAAAACAAAAACAAAAGCGAGAAAAAAAAAAAAAAGCUCUUUGUAUGCAAACACCAUCUUUGAAUUUCAGAAUCCAAAAACAAUAUUCUCUUUUUUCUGGCCACAGAUCUUCCGUUGGAUAUGACCUCAAUCUCUGCAAACCAAAUCCAACCGUUGGAUUCCCACAACUACCUUUCUAUCAUCAUCCUCCUUUCAUGUCCUCCUUGCUCUUGAAACCCAGCUCCUGCAUUCUCUUUUUCUUUUCUGGGCUCUUCCAUGGCUGCUCAGACCUUCCAGAACAACCAUGAAAUCGGCAGUCAAGAAAUCCAGGCAGCCAUUGCAAAGGCUGUCGAGCUUCGGGCUCUUCAUGCUGCUCUGCUACAGGGAGGCAGCCCUGCAAAUCUCAAGCUCCCCAUCUGUGCUUCGCCAUCCAUUCCACGCUCUUCUAACCACUUCUCUGCUCAAGACUACCCUGUUUUUACGCCGAGUUAUGAGGAGGAACCCUUAUCCGGGUAUUAUCAAAUUCGAUCUGAGAAUCGACGAUUACCGGGGAUUUGGGACGGGAUUGGAAUAGAAAGAAGGGAUGAAAAUGAUGAAUUGGAUUUUUCUGAUGAUAAAAAGGUGAGUAUGUCUUCAAGGAAGGGAUUCUCUUCUGGUUUGAUUGGUGGAGAUCAUCACGUCUGUGCGGCGGCAGAAGAUCAAAUAUCUAAUGCAGGUUCAUGCGCAAAUCACAUUAACGCUCUGCAAACAGCACCCGGAGCAGAGAUUUUCAAGUCAGGUAGGACAACUGGUUCGUUCGAAUUCGAUACCGUUACAACUUGCAAUACCUGCAAGCCUGCUGUUAUCAGCCGGGAAACUGAUGCUGACAACAAGAACAGCAAGAAUUCGAACACGGUGGUGCCCGUAACCGAUUCCCAUUUGUCGUUUCAGUCGCACCCGAAAAACAAAGUGCAGAUCUUGUCAUGGUUGUUUCCGAAACUGAAGAAGAAGCCCAAGGCCGAAAUGUCACCUAGCAGAGUCGAAUCUGAAAGCGCUUCCCAAUUCCUAAAAGACUUGGGGAUCAUGUCCCUCGAAUCAUUGAAGAAAGAGCUGCUCGAAGCCAAUGAGAAUCGAGACGCGGCAAUUAUGGAGGUUGCAGAAAUGAAAUCCUCCUUAGGAGAGCUGAAACAGAAGCUAGUUCAUUUGGAGAUGUACUGUGAUGAGCUGAAGAAUGCAUUGAAACAGGCAGUGCAGGGAAAUGAAACCCAAGUUGUCGAUUGGCCUAAUCUUACAAAGAGAGGCAGGUCGAUCGAUGGUGGCAGCAAUCACAGCAGCUUGAUGCCAGUCACCCAUGAAGCAAUGGUAGAGGGUUUCUUGCAGAUAGUAUCGGAAGCGAGGCUAUCUGUUCAGCAGUUCUGUACGUCUCUCAUUGGUGAGAUUGAAGACACUGACAAUCAUUUGAUGGAGAAGUUGAAUUCGCUUCUUCAACCGCACGAUCUAACUCAUCAUUCAAAAUACUCCAAAGGGGUGUUGUAUCACAUGGAAGCACUUAUAAACCAGUCCCUCCAUCAAGACUUUGAGAAUUGUGUGUUUGAGAAGAACGGCCCGCCGAGGAUUCUAGACCCACAGCAGGACCGCCGGGUGAAAUUCUCAGCGUUCGUCGCACUGAGAAACCUUAGCUGGAACCAGGUUUUGAGGAAGGGAACAAAAUAUUACAGUGAGGAAUUCAGUAGGUUCUGUGAUCAGAAGAUGAGCUGUAUCAUUUCUACACUGAAUUGGUCGAGGCCAUGGCCCGAGCAGCUUCUACAAUCGUUCUUCGUUGCGGCUAAGUGUGUGUGGCUGGUCCAUCUGUUAGCUUUCUCUUUCAGCCCACCAUUGGUGAUCUUGAGAGUUGAUGAGAAUAGAAGCUUUGAUCCUCUCUAUAUGGAGGAUAUUCUCUUGGAAAUACAGAGACCGCAGACCGCUGCGAGGGUUAAGAUCAUGGUGAUGCCGGGAUUCUACGUCGAGGAUAAGGUGCUGAGAUGCAAGGUUCUCUGCAGGUACAAAAGAGUAGCUUAACAACUUUAAUGUUGAGACAUUAGAUGAUGAUGCCUGAUUAAGAGAGAGUGGCAUUUUUGUUUGAACCAGCAGUAGUUCAUGUGGGACCCUCCUUUCAGUUAACCCAAUCCAUUGAUCUUGGGGCACCAUCAUGAGAUUUUCCACUUGUUAUCAAAUGAUCCUAGCCAUCUGAUGAAAAUUGGAGCCGAAUUGGAUGUUUAGGCUCAUCUGAAGGCAAGAUGAUCCUGCCAUAUGAAUGAUUGGGAUCACAAGAAAAUGGACCCACGUGUGCAUUUUGUUGGGCUGAACAAAAUCUUGAUCUAGCAAUGUAUGUAUCCUCUUCCACGCAGUUGUCUUUUGUUUCUUCAACCAACAACCGAGCAGUAAUCUUCUUAUCGCAUAGCCUGUAUUAGAGUUGAUAGCUUCCAUGUUUGAUCAAUAUCGAAAGGGCUCGUUCCUUAUCUCCAACUGAAUCGAAUCAGAUGGAGAUGGGAUAACUUCACUUCUUGAAUGUAACUAAUCUUGAAAUGCCAGGAUCUAGAGCAUGAUGUGUUGGGAUAUUAGAAAAAAUCUCUUAUCCUCGGAAGAAGAUGUUAACUUCAAAUGCUCGUGGUUUUAGUGUCUUAGUCCAGUUAAUCAAAUGCUUAUAAUCUAA